AUGAACAGGGAAACCUUGUGGGAAGAAAGUAACCAAAGCUACCAUGGAGAAUUCAUUUUGCUGGGAGUGGCUGACCAUCCACGCUUGGAGAUGUCACUCUUUGCCCUUGUCCUGGCCUGCUACUUGAUGAACCUCCUGGGCAACACAACCAUCAUUGUGGUGUCGAGGUACUAGAUCCAUACCCCCAUGUAUUUUUUCCUCAGAAACCUCUCCUUCCUUGACCUCUGCAUCACCACCAGCCUUGGGCCCCAGAUGCUGGCGAACUUCUGGAGAAAAAGCAAGACCAUCAGUUACGGCGCCUGUGUGGCUGAGUUGUACAUCUCUCUUAGCAUGGGCACCACCGAGUGCAUUUUGUUGGCUGUCAUGGCUUACGGCUGCUAUGCUGCCAUCUGUCAUCCACUGCGCCACACUACCAUUAUGAGCCACUCUGUGUGUUUCAAGAUGGCUGCUGUCUCCUGGGUGAGCGGUUUCAGCAACUCUCUCAUACAGACAGUGAUGACUCUUAGGCUUCCAUUGUGUGGACGGAAUCGAAUAGAUACUUUCUUUUCUGAGAUCCCUGCCUUUCUAAAAUUGGCUUGUGCUAACACCUCCCUUAAUGAGGCUGUUCUCUUUUCAGCUGGUGUGAUGUUCCUUCUAGCACCAAUGGGUCUCAUCACCAUCUCUUAUGGCUACAUUGCAGCUUCAGUGCUGAGGAUCCACUCAGCUGAAGGCAGGCAAAAGGCCUUCAACACUUGUGCCUCCCACUUGAUGGUGGUGUGGCUCUUCUAUGGCACCAUCAUCUUCAGUUAUCUCCUGCCUCAGUCCACCUCCUCCCGCGAUCGAGACAAGAUGAUUUCCCUUUUCUAUACCUCUGUCACCCCCAUGCUUAAUCCACUGAGGAACAAAGAGGUACACAAAGCUGUCUGGAGAGUAAUGAAGAAGAACUAA
Molecule: messenger RNA, 927 nt
Organism: Candoia aspera
Lineage: Eukaryota; Metazoa; Chordata; Lepidosauria; Squamata; Candoiidae
Product: olfactory receptor 2C1-like
Exons: 1
Biological process (GO): detection of chemical stimulus involved in sensory perception of smell; G protein-coupled receptor signaling pathway
Cellular component (GO): plasma membrane
Molecular function (GO): olfactory receptor activity
Source: RefSeq, a predicted model, not a curated record